This is a messenger RNA of Clupea harengus (Atlantic herring), 3131 nucleotides long. It is a transcript of the gene tut1, whose product is annotated as terminal uridylyl transferase 1, U6 snRNA-specific. Gene Ontology annotation, cellular component: nuclear speck. Gene Ontology annotation, biological process: RNA 3'-end processing. Gene Ontology annotation, molecular function: poly(A) RNA polymerase activity; RNA binding. Lineage: Eukaryota; Metazoa; Chordata; Actinopteri; Clupeiformes; Clupeidae. The record is from RefSeq and is a predicted model, not a curated record.
UUCUCCGGAAGACAUUGGGACGUCGGACUUGCACGACACCGCUACGAUUGAACGAUUCGGAGGGAGUUUUGACUUGCCACAUGCAGCUUGCAUUAACUUAGAUGUCAUCUGCCAAAGUUCUUGGAUCUGCAUACCCUUAAGAUGGAAGCUCACCCUGACAUUCAAACGACCCAGAAGGGGUUUCGUUGCACUUUAUGUGGUGUCAAUUUACCAAAUGAGCCAACGGUCGAUGCUCAUGUGAAAGGGCGUAAGCAUCAGAAUCUCUUCCGACUACGUGCAACGCGAAAGGAGCAAGAGCAAAACAGCGUGUUUGUGAGCGGCAUCAAACCAGACACCUCGCAGAUGCAGCUCAUCCAGCACUUCGAACAAUUCGGACCAGUGACGGACGUCAUCAUGGACAAGGAGAAGGGUUUGUAUGCCAUCGUGCAGUUUGAGGAGCACGCAGGCACAGAUGCGGCCCUGGUCCAGCUGCAGCACGAGAUGGGCAACAUUAAGCUCAGGGUGAAGGCCCGGGAGAAGAAGGAGUUCAAGGUGGUCUUAAAGAAGAAGCAGGACGGCAAAAAUUACAACCUGGACACGCUCAGCCAGGAGCUGUGCCAGGCUGCCUCUGUAAAUGAACAGAUGCUGAGAGUCGUAGAGAGUCUCCAGCUGAAUGAGAAUGAGAGGGACGGCCGAGCGCUCCUGGUCAAGAUGCUGCAGGAGGUCUUCACCGAGUUCUUCCCAGAUUGUGAAAUUCUGCCUUUUGGCUCGACCAUCAAUACCUUUGGAGUUCACUCGUGUGAUAUGGACCUGUUUUUGGACCUGGAGAAAACCAAAACCUUUCAGGCCCGGGCCAAGAGCUCUUCAGAACAGGCAGGAGAUUGCCCAUCAGAGGACGGUCGCUCAGAAGACUCCAUCCUGUCCGACAUCGACCUCAGCGCGGCAUCGUCCGCUGAGGUGCUGGAGCUUGUCGCGGCCGUGUUGAGGAAGUGCGUCCCUGGAGUUCACAAGGUGCAGACGCUCCCCACCGCACGACUGCCCGUGGUCAAGUUCAGCCAUCGCGACCUCAACCUUCAGGGGGACAUCACCAUUAACAACAGACUGGCGUUGAGGAACACCCGCUUCCUGCAGCUCUGCUCUGGGCUAGACUCCAGGCUGCGGCCUCUGGUCUACACCAUCCGCCUCUGGGCCAAACAGAAACAGCUGGCGGGUAACCCCUUUGGCGGCGGGCCGCUGCUGAAUAACUACGCCCUGACGCUUCUGGUCAUCUUCUUCCUUCAGACCAGAGACCCUCCGGUCCUGCCCUCCGUAGACCAGCUCCGGCAUAUGGCCUGUGAGGAAGAGGAGUGUGUGAUUGAAGGCUGGGACUGCACCUUCCCCAGUCAGCCAAUCGCUGUGCCCCCCAGUAAGAACACUGAGGACCUCUACUCCCUGCUGUCUGCCUUCUUCUCCUUCUACACGGCGUUUGAUUUCUCCGCCUCUGUGGUGUCUGUGCGUGAGGCUCGCCAGGUCCCCAUCACCUGCUUCCUCAACCAAGACCCCCAGAACCCCCAAACUCAAACACUCCCAAACAACAACGGGGCCCCCAAACCCCUCGCGAGACCCCCCCGGCUGGGGCCCCUGACGGUGCUGGACCCGUUCGAGCUGCGUCACAACGUGGCGGGCAACCUGAGCGAGCGCGCCCAGAAGAGCUUCCAGCUGGAGUGUGGCAACGCAGAGAAGUACUGCCGCAGCCUGCAGUACCAGCGCAAGUCCGCCAAGGGCAAGUCCUGGGGCCUCGUGCGCCUCUUUGCCCCACGAAGCCCCACCGUGCCCAGCAGGGGGGGUAGUGGCAGCAGCGAGUCCAAGGAGAGGCACCUGGAGAUCAGUCUGCCCUUCAGGCUGGCGGCUCUGCCAGACGCGGCGCGGUUCCGUCUCGGCACGGCAGGCGAUGGCUUCAGGGAGCAGUGGUUCGCCAUGGUGCGGGUUGCCGCGGAGAGGGUGUUUCAGGAAGUACUGGGCUGUAGCCCCGCCCAGGAAGAGGAGUUUGAGGCGCAAAUGGACACUGGUGUCAUGGACACAUCCAAUCCAGAGGGGAGGACUCCCUCCUGCUCGUCCUUGGACACGUCCACUAGUCCCCUCGGCACUCCUCAGGCGGGACAGAAGCGUCCAUUGGCGUCCACCGACUCGUCCCCCAUCUCCCCGCAGGAGAAGCGCCAGAGGCUGAGCUCGGCCGACGAGCAGCCGCACUCGGCCACCUGGUGCUGGGUGCAGCGCCACCGCGUGUGGGCUGGCCGCCGCAAGGUGCGCAGAGACCUGCUGAAGAGCAGCGGGACGGAGUCCUCCCAGCCAGAAGGGGACGGCGUGGAGAUGGAGCUACAGGUGACGCGUCUCAUCGCGGCCAAAGAGCCGGACCCCCGCGACCUGCUGGCCUUCAGGGUGGGGGCAGAUGUGUUUGGGGGCAAUGAGAACACCAAGGUGGUGUUUCGGUUCACGACGCUCUCUGAUAAUCUGGGACUCUUCCAGGACUUUUUCCACUUCCUGGAGUGCUUCCUGCCCAAGACCACCGAUGCCUUACUUGGGAAGUAGAAAAUCAAGCUAAAAACAAGAGUUUUUGUUUUGUGAAAAUAUUAAUAAUCUAUUUUAUUAGAAUGCUUGUGUUUUUCCUAUCAAAACAGAUACUGUUUAAAGUGCUGAUGAGGUGUAUUGACUCAAGUGGAGUUCCCCAAAGACUAAAUAUUUUUUUAUCUUUUUAUGUUAUUUGUUUUCCCCAUCAGCAUAUUGUCAUCUUGCUUUCUUUUGUGUAGUAUCUGAUGUGAAAUUUAGCUCCUAACGUUUCUUUGUCUUAUUAGCUCUGGUUUUGAACGUUAAAUGGUUGUGAUCAUGCCCUCUGAGAUCUGCUGAAUCGUGUCAGACCAGGGUCAUCGUGCCGAUCCAGAUCAAAGCCGGUCCAGAUCACAUCCCGCCCAGAGGACAGCCGGCCCAGACCCAGAGAAAGCUACCAUGACUGUUUUCUUUGUUUGUUUUUGUUUGUUAUUUCUGAGUUCUGUGUGAAAUGAGCAGAAGAGUUCUGCGUGGUCUGUAGGUGUGUGUGUCAUGCUCUUGAGCGUGAUCGCCACUGUGCUGGCAUUAAACCUGUUGAGCACUUAUCCCUGGGGGAAGCUCUUCAUUCA